AUCCAGUCCUCCUUCCAAACUUUGGAAAUCUUUUUUAUUCUAAUCGCUAGGGUUUCUCAACUCUGCCGAAACCAAGUUUAGGGUUUACAGCCACUCUGAGCAGAUCUCUCUCCCGCUCCUGAUUCCCCUUGAGUCAGAUUUGUCAAGAUGUAUACGUCAAGGAACAGGAUCCAGAAAGACAAGGGUGCUGAACCCACUGAGUUUGAAGAGUCGGUUGCGCAAGCAAUCUUUGAUUUGGACAAUGCAGGCACAGAUCUGAAAAGUGAAUUGAAGGAUCUCUAUAUUAAUUCUGCUGUUCAAGUUGAUGUGGCUGGGAACCGGAAGGCUGUUGUUAUUCAUAUACCAUAUAGACUGAGGAAGGCUUAUCGCAAGAUACAUGUUAGGCUCGUGAGGGAGCUAGAGAAGAAAUUCAGUGGAAAGGAUGUGAUCCUGAUUGCCACACGGAGGAUGGUGAGGCCUCCAAAGAAAGGCUCUGCUGUUCAACGACCCCGCACUCGUACCCUAACUGCUGUGCACGAGGCAAUGUUGGAGGACGUUGUUUUGCCUGCUGAGAUUGUUGGGAAGCGCACCAGAUAUCGACUUGACGGAUCCAAGAUAAUGAAGGUGUUCUUGGACCCCAAGGAACGAAACAACACCGAAUACAAGCUGGAGAGCUUUUCUGCAGUUUACAGGAAGCUUUCAGGAAAAGAUGUUGUGUUUGAGUAUCCAAUAACUGAUGCUUAGGAACAUUUUGUGCGGUGACACCUUUUAAAUACCCUUGCCCCCUUUUCUUUAAUUAUCUGCAGAACUGAAUUGAGCAGGCAGUCAAUUUAAAAUUUUGAUGUUGAGGACGUUUAGUGCGUGUGGAAGGAUUUUGUUGGCUUCUUUAUAUCAUUCAGAGUUGCAUCUGUUCAAAAUCGUAUUUGGGUGUUAUUAUCUGUGAUGUGGCUUGAAUGUUCAUUACGCUUGUCUA
Prunus mume (Japanese apricot) is the source of this 952-nucleotide messenger RNA. RefSeq names its product small ribosomal subunit protein eS7-like. Gene Ontology annotation, cellular component: cytosolic small ribosomal subunit; small-subunit processome; 90S preribosome. Gene Ontology annotation, biological process: ribosomal small subunit biogenesis; translation; rRNA processing. Lineage: Eukaryota; Viridiplantae; Streptophyta; Magnoliopsida; Rosales; Rosaceae. The record is from RefSeq and is a predicted model, not a curated record. Gene Ontology annotation, molecular function: structural constituent of ribosome.